AUGGCGAUCUGUUUCAGACCAUGUGUACAUGGGGAUAGAACAGCGAAUGGCAAGUGUGUUUGCAAACCUUGCUGGACUGGCGAAUCUUGCGAUGCUCCACGAAAUCGAUACACACCUAAAUUCAGUCAAGAUGAGUAUUACGCUUCAGUGUCAGACCUGAAUAGUGUAUUCUUUGUUCCUGACCAGGAAAUGGUUGUAUGUCAACACGCAGACAAAUGUGCUUGUGCAGAGGUCUCAUUUUCAGUUUUAACUGGAAAUGAAGAUGGCUUGUUUACUAUUGAUCCCCUAACUGGUGCCCUAUCGAUCAGUCAAGGAGCUGUCCCAAAGAAAAAUCGAUAUGUAAUCACUGUCAAAGUCACAAAUCAAUUAAUCAGCAACAAUAUCAAACAGCCAGAAUCCAUAGCUUCAGUGAUUGUAGUUUUUCCUGGAUUUCAAAGUGGGAUGGAAAGCCACCAUCACAUUGAAAAAAGGGCCACCUCAAGCGUAGUAGGAAAUGUGACAUUUGAUUUAACUAAGAAAUAUCCUUACAAUGAGACCACUGAGAUGAAGGUCGGAAGCCGUGUGAGGUUUCAGCUGAUAAUUACCUUCCCUAUCGAGGACACUGACAUGUUAGUGGAACUCUUCACUCCGGACAACGAGACCACGGUCAUGAUUCUGUGUGACGUUAACGUCACAAACGUUGGGAGCAGUCUUACUUUCAAUGGAAGCAAGAUUCCAACCAUGGACGCCCGAGAAACGGGAUCUGUGAUGUACGACAGAGCCAUUAUAAAUUUUGGAGUGGUCCAAAACUCAGGUUGCACUACUGCUGACGAAUGUAGCAUAUACAUUGAAUACGAGGCCAUCCUCUUGGAAAAUCCUUCCACUAAUGCCGGUGAAGUUUAUUGGGUUAGCGCAGGCGCUGAGUACAAUAACGAAAACGAGGUUUGGGUUGGACAAGCCUCCUUUGUGGCUUUUCCGAACGAUACAGUGGUCACUGAAAAUCCCAUCGUCAAUUUUACCGGUCCUAGCUCCCUAUCCGUAGGAUCAGCCGGCGUUUUUCAAGUAGACCUGCUUCUUCCCAACCCCUCUACUACACUUAGCUUCGAUGCCUUCGCUCCCAUCAACACCUCCUCAGUCAUGUCAAUAUGCAGCGCCAAAUUAAAAUACAUUUCAGACAACUUCAAAUGUGGCUUUGAUGAAAGGGCUGUUUCAGCGCAAUACUAUCCAGAUCAAACAGGCAUUGGAAAUUCCAUGGGUCACUUGACUCUAGGAACAAUGAUAAACAAAGGGUCUAGAGAUGCAGCAAACAUUAUGGAAAAUAAUCUUGUAUCAGUAGAAUUUGUGGCUCAUAUGUACAAUGACCCUAGCUUUGUUGGCACGAAUAACAUGGUUGGGGCAGCUUUUGAGAUUGGGAGUGCUCAGAUUUGGGCCGGUCAGAUGCAGGUUACAGGAAGUGCAGAGGUGGAUGCGUCAGCCAUGGCAAGUCCAAUAUUGGAGUUCAAUCCUCCUAGCGGACAAACUGUUGCGAUGGGAGACGCGAUUACUCUGUUGCUGGAGGUGCAAAUUCCACAGUCCACCACAACAUCUUACACUCUCGAAAUUAAAGCACCAUUUUCUACAACUGCCGUGUUUAAAGUAUGCACAGUAGAAAUCAAAACUAUUGGAGAAAACAUGCCCUGUGUCCACAAAGAGGACAAGAAAACUGUGUACUCUUCACGGGAUAGUGGUGCUUCUGAACCUGACACAGGUACCCUGAACUUGGGAGGAAUAACGAACCUUAAUAUCAACGCUACAGCAGAUGCUAGUACUAUUGCGUUUGAGAUCGUUGUUGCACCUUUAAAUCAUUCAGCUGCUACUGACAUGUCGUCUCACAAUGUGGAAGCUACAUUAACUUACGCAGGUUCGUCAACCGUUGUUCAAUCAACAUCCAUCCUUAUAUCGGGCACGUCAGUCCUGGUUACCAGCGUAUCGAAUACGACAUCCCCUUCAUUUGACAUGAAGUACCUGUUCGGCACAGAGUACGUGGAAGUGGGGACAGCAACCCGAGCACAGCUAGAGAUAACCACGAACAGGAGCGUGUCCUACCCUAUGAUGAACAUGGAAUUUAUCAUGCCUCUGGGAAACACGUCCACCAAACUAUCAAUCUGCAGAGCCCGGAUGUUGUCUGCUGGUAGGAAUCUUCCAUGUGUGUCACCAGAUUGGAUCAACACACAAGUUACAUACCAAUCACAAUACAACGAGACAGUCAACGACCAAGCUCUAAUGUAUCUAAGUACAGUCUGUAACUAUGAGCGGGUAGAUAACGUCACUGAUGAUAUUAUUACCAUAAUUUUGGACGUUAAAGUUGAAGACAAUCCGGAGUUGAUAACUGGAGUCAAAGAAUGGAUAAGUGCAGGGAAUCAGUACUCAGACACCAAAAUAUGGGUCGGACAAUUGGCUCUUUAUGCUCAAAGAAGUGGAACAAUUAUCCCGGCAACUAACCCAUACAUUAACUUAAUCCGAAAUACAACAUUAUCCAGUAUUCCUAUUGGCUACCCAUCUGUCUACACGGCCUUGAUUAAAGUAGCACCAGAAGAGAGUGCCAAAGUCAAGGUCUCUGUUACCCUGGGGAACACUGUAUUAAGUAUAUGUGGCAUGCGAAUAAAAGACAUUGGGGAUAACUUUCCUUGUGUGGAUAAAAACGUCACCUCCUCCUUUAGUGGAACUUCUGGCUUCAUCGACAUCGGCAUUGUCACAAACACAGGGUCUGAUGCCCUGGUGAUGAACGAUUUCUACGACAGUAACACCAUAUUGGUUGAGUUAUUAAUUCAGCUGGCAGACGAUACGGCCACGGUGACAAAUGGUGGAAGCUAUACAUUUGAUGUUGAAGUGGAAUAUGGGAGUGAUGGGCGUAAGCAAAGCUUCCCUUCUCAGACCAUCAUUGCCUCCCAUGACAAGACACUGGUCAAUUUUACUUCGGUUAACAACAGGACGACUAACACAUUUUACACAGAGAACAUCGGUAGCAACAACACAGAUUUAAACAUUAUGAAAGGGGAGUCUAAGCGGUUCCUCCUGGAUAUGGUAUUCCCAGAAGGAGAGAUUCAAGACGUGACUGUCAAGUUUAUGACUUCCAUUGCUGGUGCAAAUCAGAAUAUGAUGGAGUUGUGUGGUUCCGGACUAACCGUUGUCGGUGAAAACUUCCCUUGUCUCGAUAAGACAACUGUGAAUCCUGUCUAUACAAAAAGGGCGGGAUCUUUAGUCAAGGACACUGUGACUUUACAGCUCGGCUUCGUAUGUUCCUCUGGGGUUAAAAGUGGGGAUAACGAGGCUAACAAGCUUCGUUUGGAGGCCGUGGCAAGGCUACUACCUACAUCCACAUUGUCUGCUGGGAGUACUAUUCCAUUUCAUGUGGCUGUCAACACCAAUGAUGUUGAAAUUUACGUGGGUCAAAUUGAUUUAAUUGUAUCGGGCACGCCCACCGUCACAAACACUACGACGAAUAUUGUGAAUACGUCGCUGUUAUACAUUAACUCUAGCAGUGACCCCCUGCCACUUAAUGUGGGCGUCGUCACCACCCUGCCCAUCAGCUUGUAUGUGCCACCAGAUACUAUGUCCAAAGUCCUCUUUGAUAUAGAGCUUCCAGUCCACUCUACGGUGACUCUGGGAUCCAUAGAGGAUAUCAGGAUUUCUUCUAGUGGUAGCAAUAUCCAGUGUGUCUAUGAAGAUGAUGCCUUAUCGCUGAAGUACGAGCGGAAAUACAAUAGUACCACAAAUACAUGUCAGCAAAAUCAUGGAGAGUUGGAUAUGGGCACCGUUACUAAUUCAGGAAUAUCACAAAGAGUAGGCACGCAUACAGAGACAGAUGACGUCAUACAGAUUGAAGUAGAUAUCCGCGUGAACGAUAAUGUCCCGGACACAGCUGGUUCUGAAUUUCCCUUAAGUUUGGGUGCAAAAGUAGCAGAUUAUAUUGUUAUAUAUGAGAAAAAUGUAACCUUAGCGAGAACAGGAAACGAGAGGCCCAAUCUGGAAAUAACUGCUACCUUCAACUCAGCCUUAUCUACAUCAUCCUCGAUAGUCAUUGAUACUAUUUUAAAACACACUAAUUUGACGUCCGCAACAGCUGUAAAUGCCACAGUGUUCUUUUAUCUGCCACCGUAUCUGGGAUAUAAGCAGAUUCAAAGUAAUGUUACCCAUAGCGGUCCUCUAGUGACAGGCGGAACAGUAGAACUACAGUUCGACGAUUUGGCAAUGUGUGAAGUUGUCAAUGUACAGUUGACACUGGAGCCCAACCAGACGAUCACCGUUCCUCUUGAUAUAUUGACAGAAAAUACGUUGAUUGCAUAUGAAGCAAACGCUUACAUGAUUUACAACCCGGCUAGCGUAUACCCCAGUGACAAAUAUUUCGAUACACCACUUCAAUACUUAAACUUCAGUGUAACUGUCACCAAGGCUGGAGUUUGUGAUGAACCAUUGGGUAUGGCGAGUGGACACAUAGAUGACUGCCAGUUAGAUGGCUCCAUUGAAAAUGAUCCCGCUCGCCCUCCGUCCCACGGCCGAUACAAUGGAAACUCCGCAUGGAGACCCUUCUCAAGAGGUCCUACAUUUUCAAAAUAUCGAUACUUCCAAGUUUUCUUUGGAAACAAGACUUUGGUGAACAAAAUUAUAAUUCAGAAAGGCUCUGGAUACACUCACCAUCCCACCCAGCUGUCCCUCAGAUACAGUAAUGACGGCUACUCCUGGCAAACGGCCGAAACGGUGACAGUGACGGUGCCAUUCACAGAGACUACUGUAUACCCACAAAGACAAACCCAGGCCCGCUACAUGAGGGUCUAUAUUGAUAAGGACGACACCGUGAAUGGAUUACCCCCAGAUAUAGGACUCAAGUUUGAGUUCUUUGGCUGUUAUCUCAGUGGCGAAUUUACCACCACUAACAUAUGCAAUGAUGCACCAAAUAAUAUAUCUCCAAAUGAUUUCUACUUCCGGAGUUUCCAUGCUCUGAGUGACAAAGUUUUAAUGUGCGAUAUUAAUCCAAACGACAGGGACCUGAAACAACAUUGUCAUUACUCCAUGGAUGGAAAUACAUGGGCGGCAAUGGAUAGACGUGUUGCAAGUCUUCUAGGACACGAGUCCUCUGGAAAUCUCUUCUUUGCUUAUGGUAACGAUCAAAGGUCCACCCUAAUGAGUAAGGAUGGUGGGAUCACGUGGGAUAAUGUACCACGUGACUAUUACAUAGAUACUAGAUCGGAAAUUACGUUUACUCCGUCCAAAAAUGUCCCAAUGCAGGUGACCAACCUUGCUGUGGCCGAACCCCAUACGAGCUAUCAGUUUGGAAGCUGGGGAGUGACCUUUGAGGGGUUGUGGAAGAAUUCUGCUGGGGUAUGGAGUAAAGUUGUGGAGUGGGACAUCUGCUGUUAAUGCUGAGAGAACUAUGAUAUUCUUUAAAAGUUUAUUGACUUAAUAUUUGUUAAAUGUAUAUCCACGUUGUGUUUUUGUUUUAAUUUUUAAUAUUGUUAUCGCAUUUUCCUUUUAAAAAUGGUGAAGUUUUUAAAUUCAGAAAAAAAUCUAUUUAUUCGAACAAUGAUAUCAAAAUCCAUGUACAUGUACACUGAUCCCCUUGUUUGUGAAGAAACAGAUGAACAAAAGCUUACAUUGUGAUCAGGCAUUGGUUUAACAUUGCUUAGUGUUGAAUCAUCACAAAAUAUCUGAGAUUGCCCGAAGAUAAUUGAGCUGUAGAUUAUCUGCUCAGAGAUAUUGCUUAAAUCAAUAUUUGUACCCAUAUUUCCAUGUGUAAUCCCUGAAAGUGAAUGCGUGAACCUUUAUGACUGUAAACUUGACCCUUAAGUCAAGUAUAAUUUCCAUUAGAUUCUUUUAACUGAUGCCGUCCACAAAGACUCUCUCUUGAAAAUCUUUAGGAUACUAUUUUUCUAACAAGGGCUAAGA
This is a messenger RNA of Saccostrea echinata, 5901 nucleotides long. RefSeq lists its product as uncharacterized. NCBI's taxonomy places the organism in Eukaryota, Metazoa, Mollusca, Bivalvia, Ostreida, Ostreidae. Gene Ontology annotation, molecular function: calcium ion binding. The transcript is spliced from 26 exons. Gene Ontology annotation, cellular component: membrane. The record is from RefSeq and is a predicted model, not a curated record. Bases 1 to 5376 code for a protein of 1791 amino acids.